UCACCUUGAUGUAAACAACAUGCAUCGUAGUUGUUCGAUUAAAUCGCUCGAGGUCCAUCACAGACAAGUUGACCGUGAUUUUAUUUGCCAAAACCGAGAAGUUUUGUACCUAUAUGCAGACCACUGAGGUAGCGUUUUACAGAAUGAUUUGUAUAACGGAUAAGCCAGUUGCAAUGAACGAAUGGAAGACCGUCAGACGAAAGGACGUGGAAAAUGUUUACGCCGUGAAAAGCUCCCCUGAAGAAGAGCAUAUCAUAGAGAAAAGCAUCGAAUCUCAUGCUUCUCAAUCCGAGAAAACACAGAUGUCUGGACCAAACACCAAGGGGAGCCGUGUACGACGGCACUCGUCUUAUGAGCCAAGUUUAGACGAUAUCAAAGAAGAAGGACAUGAUGAAUUAGCGAAGGAAGAAAAGGAUUUAGCCUCGCUUCAUUUGCAGCGAGCGAUUGAGUCUGGAGCUUUGAAGCGAAACUCUGAAGGAAGGCAAUUUCGAAAGAAACUAUACAAGGCUCUUCCUCCAGCAAGACCGCGAGCUUUUACUUGUUAGAUCCUUUCAAGGCCUAAGUGGGACAUAUCACAGAUCUUUAUACACGUUGUGGGAUUCGAAGGUGUGAAGAAAUAUGACUUUGGAUAAUGAAAUGAGUAAUUUACAAGGACAACACUAUCACGUGGCGAAGCUGGGUGCAAAAUACGAUGGCGUGCGAUGGUUUGCUUGAUGAGGUACUUUUGCUAUUCCCAUAGGACUCUUUAAAGAUAUAUUAUAAUUAUCGUGACGAAAAAGGGGAAUAAUAAUUGUUAUAAAUGUUUAUAUAGCUUAGCACAGACAUACAUGACUAUUUGGAUCGCAGUCGAGUUGUGUUCGAACAAAACAUUUCGGCUAAGCGCCAAGAUUCGUACGAAGGUCUUGACCCUGCGAAUGGCCGACAAAAACGCGACAUAACAAAACAACAAAUUUUGCUCAAAAACUAAAUUGGAAGUAAAGCUAAAAAAUAACUUGAUCUUAAUAGAAGACAAGGUUCGAAUUGAACGGCAUUUUUGUACAACUUGAUCGAUUGCAUUUAGCGAUGUACAACUAUAAAGUAUUCAUAUUAUGUGUCGUCGUACAUUUCACACCAGUAUAUAUUUAUACAUUAUAAUUUAGCUAAAAGAUUAUCACUUAAUACAGCAGUGCUGAAACGAAAACAAUUUUAGGUUUAUAGCUCUGCCUAAACGAAGCUAUUGACACAGCUUUUGUACAAAACGGGUUCCAAGAACUAUUUUUUCUUUAUUGUUUACUGUUGAAGACAGACGUGCAAAAAUUCAUUUUUCAUUGUCUUCAGCAAAAAAAAAUCAAUAUUUGGUGAAGUAUUUUCACGUAGAAUUUAAAGAAAAUCCAUAGUAUUUAGAUACUGCAGUUUGGUAUAUUUUGAUUUUGAAGAGAGUUGGAAAUUUAAGUUUCAAGUCUCGAGUUUCCUUGCCAAAAUGAUUAUUACUAUUGUUGAACUAGUGAGCAAAAAAAAUAUAAGAAAAAAUACCUUGUACAUAUAUUUUCGAAGGUUUAUGCUUUGAUACUCGACAAUAAUAUUGWUAUUGAUUUCAGUUCAGUGUAAAAACAUGUACAAUUAUUGAAAAGAAUUAUCGACAUUUGUAAAUAUGUUCUGCAGUAUACAUUUCAACGGUAAUCGCUUAUUUUGCAUCACAAGUUCACGUGUAUAAAUUGAAUAUCUUGUAAAUAAAUUUUGACUUACUAUGGAAUAAGCUAUAACUAGCAGUGUUGUUUCAUUUAGAAAGUUUACUUUGGCAUGCUGUCUUUAAAAAACAUAUUGUUUUCAUUCUGCCAUGCAGGAAAACAUUCCUCCUAAUCUAGCUAAAGGGUCAGCGUUUAUAGGCUUUACAAAGAGCUUUGAGAUUCUACACAUUGGAAGAUUAUCCCAGAAAUGGAUCCCCGGCUAGUACUUAAGUAGAAAAAGCUUAUUUAGGUAGUAUAUAGCUUCAGCAAUUUCAAAUCGAAGGGUUUAGGGCUUUAAAAAUAAAUGAGUUACUGAGUUA
Molecule: messenger RNA, 2026 nt
Organism: Actinia tenebrosa (Australian red waratah sea anemone)
Lineage: Eukaryota; Metazoa; Cnidaria; Anthozoa; Actiniaria; Actiniidae
Source: RefSeq, a predicted model, not a curated record